This is a messenger RNA of Peromyscus eremicus (cactus mouse), 1408 nucleotides long. It is a transcript of the gene Mettl27, whose product is annotated as methyltransferase like 27. NCBI's taxonomy places the organism in Eukaryota, Metazoa, Chordata, Mammalia, Rodentia, Cricetidae. The transcript has 5 exons. The coding region runs from base 44 to 805 and encodes 253 amino acids. The record is from RefSeq and is a predicted model, not a curated record.
GUGGUGGACCUCAUCACAGGGUUGGUCUUGUCCCCACAGGAGGAUGACUCCGGAGGAGGCUGGGAGGCUACCCCAGGUACUGGCCCGGAUCGGGGCCUCCCACGGUAUCACCGACCUAGCCUGCAAGCUCCGCUUCUAUGACGACUGGGCUCCGAAGUACGACCAGGACGUGGCUGCUUUGAAGUACCGAGCCCCUGGCCUUGCUGUGGAUUGUCUCAGUCGAGCCUUUCGUGGUCCACCCCAUGGUGCCUUGAUCCUGGAUGUGGCCUGCGGCACUGGCCUGGUGGCUGUGGAGCUGCAGGCUCGGGGCUUCCUCCAGGUGCAGGGGGUGGAUGGAAGCCCAGAAAUGCUGAAGCAGGCCCAGGCACGUGGCCUGUACCACCGCCUCAGCCUCUGCACCCUGGGCCAGGAGCCGCUGCCCAACCCUGAAGGGACCUUUGACGCUGUGAUCAUGGUGGGUGCCCUCAGUGAGGGACAGGUGCCCUGCAGUGCCGUUCCUGAGCUCCUAAGAGUCACCAAGCCAGGUGGACUCGUAUGUCUGACUACCAGGAGCAACCCAUCCAACCUUCCCUACAAGGAGGCGCUGGAAGCAACCUUGGACUCCCUGGAGCAGGCUGGAGCGUGGGAACGUCUGGUGGCCCAGCCUGUGGAGCGCUGGGAACUGGCGACCUCAGAACAGGAGACAGGGCUGGGCACUGGCGCCAACGACGGCUUCAUCUCUGGCAUCAUUUACCUUUACCGAAAGCAGGAGAGAGCCCAGGGUGAGGGAGGGAGGCCCAGCGUCCAGGCCCCAGUUGACCACUGAUCCCUAUGUGUGGUCCUAGCCUGGCCCGUCUUCUUGGCCUUCUCUGCUCUGCCCCGUAAAAAUGGGUCCAUCUGCCCGGCAGUGGUGGCCCACGCCUUUAAUCCCAACACUCGGGAGGCAGAGCCAGACGGAUCUCUGCGAGUUCGAGGCCAGCCUGGGCUACAGAGUGAGUUCCAAGACAGGCUCCAAAGCUACACAGAGAAACCCUGUCUCGAAAAAACAAAACAAAACAAAAAAAUUGGUCCAUCUUGUUGGGAGGUCCUGCUGGUUGGUGGUUGCAUUCUGCCAAUGAAUGGCCUGGCAGCUUUCUCCAAGCGUGGCAACAUGAAGGACCCCACACACACACACCAGCAGGGGCUUCCUGCUCCCUACCUAACUUUAUCCAGAGGAUAUCUCUAGGCCCGGAUGCCUGAUUUAUCUCGAUGACCCUUGACAUAGGUCCCCACAAACACUGUUUCCCGGAAUCCCACAUGAUAAUGAGGUUAAUGCCAUUUUGAUAGGGCCCUGCUUCCACUAAUUCAGCUAUAUGACAGGAGCAUGCCACUUAAUCCCAUUCCCAUUUGUUUCCUAUACUCCGGAAUAAAGUUGAGUUAUUUCACUGAA